UCCAGUAGCUCAAGAAGUUAUUCAGCGCCAAAAAAGGAAAAAAUGAAAUUCGCUUUGGGAACAACUUUUGCCAUUGUCUUGGCCCUUUUCGGACAAAGUCAGGCCUAUGCUGUUGUAAAUUCCUCUCCCAUUAACCCCUCAGCUGGUGCUGCUGCCAACUGGCACUAUACUCCAAAUGGUGGUGCUACCGUAACAUGGACUGCCAAUGCUGGUGCCGCUUCUGCCCCCAGAGUUGUAACUUACGAGCAGAGAAGAAGUCUUUUGGGUAAUCUUCCCCGCGCUGUUGUGCAGACCGCUGGUGGUGUUGUUGGUGGUGCCGCAGAUGUUGUCAAGGGCGUAGCUGGUGGUGUUCUGAAUGCUGCUGGUGGCCUUGCCGGUGGUGUUUUGCAGACCGCUGGUGGUGUUGUUGGUGGUGCCGCAAAUGUUGUCAAUGGCGUAGCUGGUGGUGUCCUAAAUACUGCUGGUGGUCUUGCCGGUGGUGUUUUGCAGACCGCCGGGGGUCUUGUCGAUGGAACUACCAAAUUGGCCAAGGGUGUCGUAGGUGGUGUUGGUAGUCUACUUGGAGGUGGCAACGCCAGAUAUAAUACUCACUAUUAUACUUAUUAAAAAAUGUUUUUAUAAGUAAUUUUAGCAAUGUGAAGGUCAUUAAA
Messenger RNA from Musca domestica (house fly), 650 nucleotides. RefSeq lists its product as uncharacterized. Bases 43 to 606 code for a protein of 187 amino acids. NCBI's taxonomy places the organism in Eukaryota, Metazoa, Arthropoda, Insecta, Diptera, Muscidae. The transcript has 2 exons. The record is from RefSeq and is a predicted model, not a curated record.